CUCUUCUCCCUCCUCCUCCUCCUCCUCCUCCCUUUCCCGGUCCUCAACUCCCACUUUCCAAUCGUCCCCUCCCGCCGUCGGUGCUCGGGACCAUCACCUGCGCUCGGGACCCGCUGAGCCACCCUCUCGCGACCCCAUUCCCGAAGACGCCCCGGGGGCGGGAUCCCGGGGGGGGGGGGUGGCUCAGCUCCCCCGCGCUCCCCACGCCCCCGCGGGCGCCGCCGCCCCGCACCCUCUCCCUCUCCCUCCCAGGCUUUUCCUUCCCCUCCCCGCGAAGUUUCGGGACUGUCAGUCUGGGAGUCUCUCGGGCAGUCCGCACCCGGGCUGCAGGCAGCGGGCGCCAUUGUGCACACAGCCGGCCGGCGGGGGGGCGGCGGCCCGGGGCCCCCGCAGCGGGCAGCGGCGCGAGGAGCCCGGCCCGCCAGGGUCUGUGGCCUGAUCGCCUACGGGAGCAACUGUGGGUUGCCAUGAGGGAGACCCUGGAGGCCCUGAGCUCCCUGGGAUUCUCUGUGGGACAGCCAGAGAUGGCCCCUCAAAGUGAGCCCCGGGAUGGGUCCCAUAAUGCCCAGGGGAAGACGUCCUCCAGGGAAGAGAGUGUACUGGGUGCAUGUUCAGAGAACAAGGGCCCUGGCCAGGACAAAGGCACUCACGCGGAGCAAGCUGGGGCGCCUUGUAGGGGAGGCCAAGCCUGCCCCCCACAGAAGGCUGAGCCAGUGGGCUCCAUCCCUGGGGAGGAGUGGAUGAUUCGGAAGGUGAAGGUGGAGGAUCCGGAGGCCGAGGAGGUGGAAUGGCCCCAGCACCUCUCCUUACUUCCCAGCUCUUUCCCGGCGCCUGACCUGGGGCACCUGGCUGCUGCUUACAAACUGGAGCCGGGGACUCCGGGCGCACUCGGUGGGCUCGCGUUGUCCGGCUGGGCCCCGAUCCCCGAGAAGCCCUACGGCUGCGGGGAAUGCGAGCGGCGUUUCCGGGACCAGCUGACCCUGCGGCUGCACCAGAGGCUGCACCGCGGCGAAGGGCCCUGCGCCUGCCCGGACUGCGGCCGCAGCUUCACGCAGCGCGCGCACAUGCUGCUGCACCAGCGCAGCCACCGCGGCGAGCGGCCCUUCCCGUGCUCCGAGUGCGACAAGCGCUUCAGCAAGAAGGCCCACCUGACCCGCCACCUGCGCACGCACACGGGCGAGCGGCCCUACCCGUGCGCCGAGUGCGGCAAGCGCUUCAGCCAGAAGAUCCACCUGGGCUCGCACCAGAAGACGCACACCGGCGAGCGGCCCUUCCCGUGCGCCGAGUGCGAGAAGCGCUUCCGCAAGAAGACGCACUUGAUCCGCCACCAACGCAUCCACACGGGCGAGAGGCCCUACCAGUGCGCGCAGUGCACGCGCAGCUUCACGCACAAGCAGCACUUGGUGCGCCACCAAAGGGUGCACGAGGCUGCUAGCCGUACCCAGCCCUCCCCGGACGCGCCGGCCUCGCCCCACUCCCCUUCCGCGCCCCCGUCCCCUCCCGGGCCCAAGCCUUUCGCCUGUUCCCACUGCGGCCUGAGCUUUGGCUGGAAAAAGAACCUCGCCACGCACCAGCGUCUGCACCUGGGCGAGGGUCGUCCCUUUGGGUGCGAUGAGUGCGCGCUGGGCACCACCGUGGACCCCUCCGCCGUGGAGCCCUCGGCCUGCGCGUCCCACGAGCCGGGCUGCAGCCCAGGGUCCGGUCCCGCGGCGCCCCAGCGCAUCGUCACGGCCGCCGAGCGGUCCUUCUUCUGCCCCGACUGCGGGCGCGGCUUCGCCCACGGGCAGCACCUGGCGCGGCACCGACGCGUGCACACGGGCGAGCGGCCCUUCGCCUGCGCGCAGUGCGGCCGUCGCUUCGGCUCGCGGCCCAAUCUGGUCGCCCACUCCAGGGCCCACAGCGGUGCCAGGCCCUUCGCCUGCGCGCAGUGCGGCCGCCGCUUCAGUCGCAAGUCGCACCUGGCCCGCCACCAGGCUGUGCACACGGGCAGUCGCCCCCACGCCUGCACCGUGUGCGGGCGUAGCUUCAGCUCCAAAACCAACCUGGUCCGCCACCAGGCAAUCCACACGGGCUCGCGCCCCUUCCCCUGCCCACAGUGUGGCAAGAGCUUCAGCCGCAAGACCCACCUGGUGCGCCACCAACGUAUCCAUGGCGAAGUGGCUGCCACAGCCUCGGACCUCCCGACCUCAGCGUGGUCCAACACCACCGAGGUGGCACCGCCGCCUCUCUUCUUCUGAGCGGUGUGGGGGGAUGGGUGUCUCCCGGCCAUCCUUCCUUGGUUAACAGGUCGCAGAGAUCUUAGAAGUCCGCGAGCAUACCUGGCUGUGAUGUUCAGUGCGCGCACAGAGAACCCUUGCAGAUAUCCUACUGGAAAGCGGGCAUUUCCUCGGGCUAGCCAGGCCAAAGACAGACUGGGCAGGGAACUUCCACCCAGAGGGAAAGAAUGAUUAUUUAUGUACUUGGAAGUUCAUUAAAGUUCAAUGUCAA
Jaculus jaculus (lesser Egyptian jerboa) is the source of this 2487-nucleotide messenger RNA. It is a transcript of the gene Znf467, whose product is annotated as zinc finger protein 467. The coding region runs from base 468 to 2237 and encodes 589 amino acids. Gene Ontology annotation, biological process: regulation of transcription by RNA polymerase II. NCBI's taxonomy places the organism in Eukaryota, Metazoa, Chordata, Mammalia, Rodentia, Dipodidae. The record is from RefSeq and is a predicted model, not a curated record. Gene Ontology annotation, molecular function: DNA-binding transcription factor activity; RNA polymerase II cis-regulatory region sequence-specific DNA binding. The transcript is spliced from 5 exons.